Molecule: messenger RNA, 3567 nt
Organism: Lodderomyces beijingensis
Lineage: Eukaryota; Fungi; Ascomycota; Pichiomycetes; Serinales; Debaryomycetaceae
Source: the annotation of a GenBank genome assembly
AUGCUCAAAGGUAACAACUUAGCCGUUCAUCUUGAAUGGUUUAAAGAAGCAAAGCCAAAUCUACCUCCGAAACAGCUAAUAGACGCGGUGUUGCGGGAAUACCCAUCGCAACCUCUACCUUUGACUACGACUAGGCCGGCUUGUAACAACUACCACCACCAGAACCAAGUAACGCAGAAUGUUUCGAUUGUUGGAGACUGCGUUGUAACUACAAUGUCGAAAGACGACAAUAGAGCCCUAGUUGCACCAGAGUCGCGGACGCGAACAGGAAUGGGGCCCGAGAUGGCAACGACGACGCGUCCAAACAAAAGCCAGCAGUCAGCCACCAACAUAAACUCAUCUUUCAGCAUCUCCUCGUACAUGGAAACACCGUCCCAGCCAUCAGCAUCAAGGAAACCGAAAAAAAAAUCUCCCGUGCAACAACACGAGGUUUCGAAGUUCUUCCAAACCGGCCCUCGCACCCAAACACUGUUGGAUGUGAUUGAUCUCACGUUUGACUUUAGUCCUCCAAAGAAACGUCUGGCGCUGGAAGCAGCCUCGAACUCGCAAACGAAAAAAUCGAAAACUGGCAUAAAUAACAAGAAAGACCAUGAAAGGCUACGGCAGUACAUGGAGCUCUCCAGGCUUCAAGAAGGCAAAAUCACACUAUUGCAAGAAAAGUUUGUCACCAGUGAGUCGACAUCCAUCUCGCUAGAUCAGAAACAGGAGCACUAUGCUAUUCUACAGUCGCGGGUAGAAGCACUCGACGUCCAAAUAGCCACAUUGCGAAGCCUAAUCGACUCUUAUCCUGCAAACGAGCUUCCCUCGCCACCGGAGUUUAAACGGGCCGACCCCAAUCCUAACCCUGCUAUCCCUGCAAUCCCUGCAAUCUCUGCAAUCCCUCACCCUAAUACUAAUACUAACACUAAUACCGCCAAUUACUCAACAACGCAAAGCAAUGUCGAAGUCACCGACGACAUUGAUGAGUCAACUAACGAAGUGCCCGUGUUUCGACCGCCGGCACGACCAACUCCAAUAGCACAGGCACGCCAGAUUGUUUCCAAUACACCAGCAAAUGAAGACGACAACUACGGCAACUACGACAAUAAUCUGUUGGCAGAGAUUGAGGAUGACUUUGGCGAGCAAACAAUGGAGGGGCUCAGAACACCUACUCAGGAGCGAGAUUUACUCGAUGACAUGGGGAGCUUCAUCGACGACGGUUCCAUUGCCGAACCCGAAGAUGACGACGAUGACGACGACGAUGAUGAUUAUACUGCUGCUGCUGAGCUGCAGUACGCUCUUCCCAUUGAUAAAGACGAAUUGGAUGAUCUUAGACUAUCCCCCGAUGUGGCACGAAAAUUCGGAAUCAAUUAUGAUGAUGAUGAUGAAGGUCCCCCUCCACUCUCACUAGUGCAUAAGAGGGAACCACCGAAUGGUUCCGAUGUGAGUGGCUCUAAUAUGAGUGGCUCUCAUGUGUCCUCUUCUAACCAAGAAACAAGUCACGAUGCAGUAGAAGACGACGACGACGACGGCGGCGGCGACGACGGCGGCGGCGGCGACGACGGCGGCGGCAUUGACCAUGGUUUCGUUGACGACAUCGAGUUCUCGACGCAGUUGAACCAGGAGCGUGAAAUCGACGUGAUUGAAAUUGAAUCUGAAGACGACGAUGAAAACACGGCGUUGAGCGAUUUGAUUGUACCGCGUUUUGCUGAAUCCAACCACGACAGCAGCAAGACCAAUGGCGCCGCGACAAUGAACAUUUCAGCUGGUCUCAAUGCUCAGGCUGCUACGUUUCUACAUUCACAACUGGAAAAUGAAGCUCAAGCAAGCGGCGGCCGUCCUCUACCACCACCAACACCACAACCACCACUACUCAAUCUUGACUCUGAGGAUGAAUUCAGCGAUGAAGACGAUGAGUUGAUGCAAAUCAUCAACGGUGCCAAGGAACUGAGAAGUUCUCGAGUUGUUCCACCAGGCUCAGAAUUGUUUAUUGAUGAAAUCUACACCACUUUGAACCGCACGUUCAAAUUGCAGUCGUUUCGGCCCAACCAGUUGGAAGCCAUCGUUGCCACCAUAUUGAAAAAAGAUUGCUUUGUGUUGAUGCCAACUGGAGGUGGGAAAUCGCUCUGUUACCAGCUACCUGCGUUGAUCAAAGGCGGCAAAAGCCAAGGCACAACCGUGGUGAUCUCGCCCCUUAUCUCCUUGAUGCACGACCAAGUGCAGCAUCUUGUCAAAAUGGAUGUCAAGGCCGGUAUGAUCAGUUCCAGAGCCAGCACUGAGGAUAACAAACACACCGUGAACCUUUUCCGCGACGGGUUGCUCGAUAUCGUCUACUUGUCGCCGGAAAAGGCCAACAAGUCGGCCAUGAUCCAAAGGAUCAUCGGCAAGUUGUACGAUCAAAACAAAUUGGCCAGAGUUGUUAUUGACGAGGCGCACUGCUUGAGUUCGUGGGGCCACGAUUUCCGUCCAGAUUACAAAGGUAUGAGUUUCUUUAAAGAGCAAUAUCCAGCUGUCCCCGUUAUGGCAUUGACUGCCACUGCUAAUGAAAAAGUGCGUAUGGAUAUCAUUCAUAAUUUGAAAUUGAAAUCACCGGUUUUCCUCAAACAGAGCUUCAACAGAACCAACUUGUUUUACGAGAUCAAGUGGAAAAAGAAGGACUACGUGGAGGAGAUUAAAGAAUAUAUUGUAAGGCGCUUCCCAAAAAGCACCGGUAUCUUGUUUUGCCACAGUAAACAAGCGUGUGAAGACGUGUCGGAUAAAUUGAAUCAGCUUGGCUUAUCAACGGGGUACUAUCAUGCGGGGAUGUCGACGGAGGAGCGGUUUGCAGCACAGCAUCUUUGGCAAACGGGCAAGAUCAAAGUCGUGUGCGCCACGAUUGCAUUUGGUAUGGGGAUCGACAAGGCCGACGUGCGAUUUGUGAUUCACCUAUUCAUUCCAAGAAGCUUGGAAGGCUACUACCAGGAAACUGGGCGUGCUGGACGUGAUGGCAAUUUCUCCGAAUGCAUUUUAUACUAUUGCUAUAAAGAUGCCAGGUCACUUCAAAACUUGAUUCACAGGGACGAAAAUCUCACAGAAGAAGGCAAGGAGAACCAUUUGGCGAAAUUGAGACAGGUUGUUCAAUAUUGCGAAAACACCACCGAUUGUCGGCGGCAGCAAGUGUUGCACUACUUCAACGAAUCCUUCAGCCCCGCCGAAUGUAGAAAGAACUGCGACAACUGCAAAAACUAUAACCAUGUCACGGUGGUGGAAAAGGACUGCACCGAGUAUGCCCAGGACAUAAUCAAACUAGUCAAGUCGAUCCAAAGCGAAAAAGUCACCGUGUUGCAUUGCCAAGACGUCUUCCGUGGCUUGAAACAUAACAAGAUCACCAAGAUGGGCCAUAACAAUAACCCUUACCACGGCAAAGGGAAAACCCUCGAUAAAACCGAUGCUGAACGAAUCUUUUUCUAUUUAUUAAGCGAAGAGUGUCUUGUUGAGUACCAGGUUAUGAAGGCGGGGUUUGCUUCCAAUUACGUUCGAGCCGGUAAGCAUGCUUCGAAAGUGCUCAAUGGUCGAAAGAAGAUUAAAAUCCAAUUUAGCUCUGCCUAG